CUAUCAUCUUGUGUGGGUGCUUGUCGAUACAUGCAGACAGUCACCGAGACAGCUGUGUAUAUGUCUGUCUGGCUGUCUGUCUGUCUGGCUGUCUGUGCAGAAGCAAGUGUUAGUUAACUGAACCAACCAUCCAUCUCUUCCAUGUUGUUGCCUGAGGGACCUCAACAUUGGACGUGAAAAGCCGUCAUAAGGCUUCCAUGCAGCCGCGCAUAAAUGUGCGUGUCUACCGCUCCGCCCCCUCCUCCCCACUCUCGCCCUCCAGCUGGCCGUCCACAAUGUCGCCCUUCCCCUCGCCAUCGCUGCCGAUAUCAUCAUCUGCCCCUACAUUUGUCUCAACCUCAGCGGCCUGCACCUCGAGGCCCACCGCACGCUGUGCGUCGACGCGAUCCCGAGAAUGGUCGAAAAGAAACUGGAUUGCCUGAAUGAAUGAAGCCAAGGCCGCGCACUGACAGUCACUAUUUGCCUCGUGUCCCUUGUCGCCACGUGUGUGCCUUGCUGGAUGGCUACCCGCAUGGCGAUCUGCACGUCAUUGUGUGCCUGCAGGUCAACUAUCUUGUCCACACCGCCGGCCUGCAUGGAAGUCAGAGAAAGAUAACCGUGGUAUGGUGUGGGCGCAUUCUCCCGUUCGCUCACCUGCUCUAGUAGUGUGUGGUAGGGGUUGUUCGGGAGGCCCUCGUUGGCCUGCUUCUGCUCACCCGCACUGAUACACACGCACGACACGCGAGCAGCAGGCAAUCGGUGAACGGUGCACACACACUAUCGUUGUGUGUGUUGCGUGCUAGUACCAUAAUAUCUUGUCCAGCGACAUGAUUGUGAUCACUCGACUGUAAUCGUGGAUGUCGAUCAGGUCACAGAUGGGCUGGAUGCCGCCACACUCAACCACAUACUCAACCUGCAUGGAGAGAAUGAAUUGACAUACACACGGGCUCAAACAAAGGUGACCCAUCGGAGUGUGGGGCUGUUGACUAGUCAGCGCGCCCACCUGUUGCUGCGAUCCUCCUAAGGCUAUGUUUGCGACGGCCUGCCCUGCCACACGCUUCAGGUUGCCAUGGGUCUCCCCGUUGGAGGCCACAUCGACCAGCAGCGGCACCAAAUCAGCAUCGAUGACGGCCUGCCGGUGGGCAGUGGUGCCUGCAUCCAAUCCACACACCACACACCACACAGCACCCUACACGUGACGUUCCUCGAUGCAGUGGGUUAGUGAACAUUUGUCUCACCUGCCGUGGUGAACCUGAGGAGCAAACCCGCGAUUCCCUGUGCACCAACCUCGGCUGUCUCGAUCAGCGUUUUGAUCGAGGCCAUGGCGCCACACUCCACCAACGCGUCACGGCCAGCGUCGGUACCUGAGCACAUGGGCAGGAAGGUCAAAGCGGACCCUGCAUCUCAGGACGAUCUCCAAGCCCAUUCCCAGGCUCUCUUGCACACUGACCGUCUUCCCCAACACACGACCUCGCGAAGAGCCUCAAAGCCGCUCGUGUAGGCUGCGGCACGAGCUCGUCCUGCUUAGUCGUGCAAAUGAGGCCGACCAGGAUGGGCACGAAGGGGGCGAACUCGGCCAGUGGGGCAGGGAGGGGCGAAUUCGCGGAGACAUCCAACAGAUCGCUCAGUAGACAGGCGCCAAUGGCGAGCACCUGGCUGUUGCUGCUCUCGCGCAUCGCCUUCAGCAGCGGCUCCAGCACGCCGGCCGCCACCACGGCAUCGCGACGGGCCACCGAUCCGACCGUGAUGCUGCGCAGCGCCGCGAUGGCCGCUGUGCGCACAUCGUCAUCGGGUGACGACACGAGCUGCACCAGGGGCAGGACGGCACCAGCAUCCACCACCGCCUCGGCGUGGUGAAUCGCCAGUCCGCUAAGGAACAAUGCCGCAAUUUUCUGCACCUCGUCGCAUCCGCUCAGCUGCUCGACCAACACCGGCACCAGGCCGAUGUCGACAGCCUUCUGCCCCUUGGCACCCUCCAGGUGCUCGAUGGUCAGCAGCUUCCACAGCUGCAUCAUGGCGUGAGUCCGAAGCUGCUGCUGAUCUCUUGUCGACGCCAUCAGGUUGCGGAGGUCGGCCAUGACGGCGGCGAUGUCGGUCUCGACGGCAUCCAACCCCCGCUGCUGCACUUGGUGGUCAUAGGCCUCCUUGGUGUGAAUGCCAUCGAAGAGUCGUGCCGCCUUGACGAGUACUGCCUGGGGCAAGGGAUGCUCAUCU
This is a messenger RNA of Vitrella brassicaformis, 2193 nucleotides long. The record is from the annotation of a GenBank genome assembly. Lineage: Eukaryota; Vitrellaceae.